Messenger RNA from Adineta steineri, 690 nucleotides. NCBI's taxonomy places the organism in Eukaryota, Metazoa, Rotifera, Eurotatoria, Adinetida, Adinetidae. The record is from the annotation of a GenBank genome assembly.
AUGAGUCUUUUUUCAAUAUUUCACAACGAUCCAUUUUUUUCGGGUAUUGAUCUACCAUCACGAUAUGAUAAUCAUAAUCGUCAAUUAACUCAACGUCAACGAAAUGAUGAUCAAGAUUUGGCACUUUCUGAUAAUUCAUUUGGAUUAAUGCAAAAUAUGAUAAAUCAAAUAGAACCACGAAUGUAUAGUAAUGAUUUAAGUGGUCGAAAUGCUCAUGGUGUUUCAUUCAGUUCAUCAACAAUUAUGAGUAUGGAUAAUCGAAAUGCAGGACAACCAAGAAUUAUUCAAGCAGCUUCAGAACAAAUACGUGGACCUGAUGGUCUUGAACGAACACGUAAAGCCGUUCGUGAUACAGGACGAAAUUUAGAAAAAAUGGAGAUUGCACAUCGACUUGGUGAACGUGGUCAUCGAAUCAUAAAAGAACGAAAUCCAUCAACUGGACAAUUAGUGGAAAAUCGUGAAUUUGAACAUAUUGAUGAUGAAAAUGAAUUUGAACGUGAAUGGUUUACUCGAGCUGAACGAUAUGGUUUGAAAAAUUCUAAUGGAAAUCGUUUUACUUCAUAUACAAAUAAUUUAUUAAUGACACCACCAUCAAAUGGACGUCUUCGAUCACAAUCUCAAGGACCAAGACAUUUAGCUAUUGAACAAACACGUCCAGAUGAUACUCGUAGACAACAACGCAGAGAUUAA